Molecule: messenger RNA, 721 nt
Organism: Marasmius oreades (fairy-ring Marasmius)
Lineage: Eukaryota; Fungi; Basidiomycota; Agaricomycetes; Agaricales; Marasmiaceae
Exons: 3
Coding region: 122-406 (94 amino acids)
Source: RefSeq, a predicted model, not a curated record
GGACAUACUACCCAAUGUGCCCCCCUCCUCCUGUAACAUUUGUCCCAGUUCUUCUGCAUGCCAUCUGCGGGGGUGGUCCUUCUUCUGUCGUAGUGGAGGGAGAUGAUCCAACCACCCGAGCAUGAGCAUGUUCUCUGCCAUGAUCGCAACUCUAUGCGUCAACCAUUCAGAUUUACGGGAACCGCCCUCACCUCCUCCAGACCUCUCCGAUCUAGCAUUCAAUGAACGAUACCUUUAUGGGUUCCCCAUCCCUCAACCUUGUAUUCGUCGCUUCGAGAAAGACCCUUCUUUCGAACGAGACCCCAAGUUAUACGGACCUCACAUCGGGCCGAACCCAGAUGCGAUGACUAUUGUUCUUGUUCUUGUUCUUGUUCUUCAGGCUGACCGCGUGACAGGUGUGAUAUAGGGUUCAAUUCAGGGAGACGACAGCGAAAGCCGAGGAGAGUCAUGAGAAAGCGGAUUUUUUUUGUUGCUUACAGUUGGGCUGAAGGACAAGGGAGUGGUUGCACCGUUUGGUUCGCCACUGUUGGAGGUGUUAAAGAAGAUUGCGCAGGAUUUGGGGAUUGAGGAGGAGCCGCGAUGGAUUUUGACGAAAUGGAUGGGCUUCUGUCGUCUUAUAUGACAGUGAACCUUAAAGCUUGAAGCUUGACUGCCAACUUUCGACGUGCAUUGUAUGAUGUAUCAACGUUUCAAAUUUCAACCAUCGCUCGUUUUCUCGUUU